Trematomus bernacchii (emerald rockcod) is the source of this 2136-nucleotide messenger RNA. RefSeq names its product macrophage mannose receptor 1-like. The coding region runs from base 1 to 2136 and encodes 711 amino acids. Lineage: Eukaryota; Metazoa; Chordata; Actinopteri; Perciformes; Nototheniidae. The record is from RefSeq and is a predicted model, not a curated record. The transcript has 13 exons.
AUGGACGUAGUUCUGCUGCUGAUCAUGGCAGCUGCAGGGCUGAGCGCUGUCUCCUCACAUGCUCAACGUCAGUACCAUUUUGUUUCUGAAGCAAAGAACAUGUCUGAAGCACAGAGAUACUGCAGAGAGAAACACACAGACCUGGCCACUGUAGACAGCAUGGAGGUUGUGGAGCUCCUGAACAACAUGGCAGGCCAAUACAACCAAUCAGCCUGGAUAGGGCUGCACGAUGACCGGGACACCUGGAAGUGGUCGAUGUCAGACCCAAGCUUCUACGGACUGGGGGAGAAGGAGUUCAGGCCAUGGGGGCCUAAUCGACCAAACAACGGGCACGAUGAACAAUGCACAAAUUUUUAUUCUGGUGGAACAGGAACAUGGUUCGAUUAUCCUUGUAAUAUCCCCCUCUGGGUGAUCUGCUUUGAUGUCACAGGGCCGGAUGCAACAUUUGUCCUCAUCAACAGCGCAAUGACAUGGACUGAGGCCCAGAGCUACUGCAGAGAACACCACACAGACCUGGCCAGUGUGAGAAACCCGGCGGAGAACCAGCAGAUUGUUGAGCUGUUAACUGGAUCUAACGCCUGGAUCGGCCUUUACAGAGACUCCUGGAAGUGGUCCGAUGGAAGCAACUCCUCCUUCAAGUACUGGAAAGUAAAUGAACCUAACUACGUAGGUCUCAAAGCUUGUGUGGCUGCAGCUUUCGACAACUCUGGAAAAUGGGAGGACUUGGACUGUGGAGUGGAGAAACCAUUCAUUUGCUACGGACCUGUGCCUGUUUCAAUGAAAGUGAUAAAGGUGAGCGUGGAGAAACCAAACGGUGUGGAUCUGAACGACCCCGCUUUUCUGGAUGCGAUGUUGGUGGAGGCGAAAAAGAACCUAAGGGCCCAGGGAUUGGACGACAACGUCCAACUGGCCUGGAGGAAGCAGCCGGAUGGACAAGUCUUCCACAAGGAGGAGGAGAAGAAGAGGGAUGAACUCUCAGCCUGGAAAGGGCUGUAUGAGGACGUGGACACCUGGAGGUGGUCACUGUCACACCCAAGCUUCUACAAACCGGGGGAGAUGGAGUUCAGACGAUGGGGGUCUGGACAACCAGGCAACACUGUGACAGAACGAUGCUCAAUGAUUUGUUCUCCUCAUGGACUAUGGGAUGAUGUUGUUUGUGACAACCGCUACUGCGCAGUUUGCUGUGAGGUCACAGGACCGAAUGUGAGAUUUCUCUCCACUGAUGGUGUAAUGACAUGGACUGAGGCCCAGAGCUACUGCAGAGAACACCACACAGACCUGGCCAGUGUGAGAAACCCGGCGGAGGAGCAGCAGAUUGUUGAGCUGUUACCUGGAGGGAUAUAUUGGAUCGGCCUUUACAGAGACUCCUGGAAGUGGUCCGAUGGAAGUUUCUCCUCCUUCAAGUACUGGGCAGAAAAUGAACCUAAACACAGAGCUUUUAAGGUUUGUGUGGCUGCAGCUUUCCAUGACUCUGGAAAAUGGGAGGGCUUGUACUGUGGGUUGAAGAAACCAUUCAUUUGCUACGGACAAACCUACAAACCUGACGCUCUGUCCCAGCGGUUUGCAGGGGAUCAUGACUCCACAGUUCUUGACACCAUAAUUCCCGCUACCAGGGUGGUGGGCGCUGUGACGUGGGAGAUUGAGAGCUCAGUGAGGAACGAACAGAAAGACCAGCCAGAUCCAGUUGCAGUCAGAGAGCAAACAACGAUGGACGUAGUUCUGCUGCUGAUCAUGGCAGCUGCAGGGCUGAGCACUGUCUCCUCACAUGCUCAACGUCAGUACCAUUUUGUUUCUGAAGCAAAGAACAUGUCUGAAGCACAGAGAUACUGCAGAGAGAAACACACAGACCUGGCCACUGUAGACAGCAUGGAGGUUGUGGAGCUCCUGAACAACACGGCAGGCCAAUACAACCAAUCAGCCUGGAUAGGGCUGCACGAUGACCGGGACACCUGGAAGUGGUCGAUGUCAGACCCAAGCUUCUACGGACCGGGGGAGACGGAGUUCAGAAAAUGGCAGCCUGGAGAACCAGGCACCUUUCACGAUGAACAAUGCACAACUUUUCAUUCUGGUGGAACAUGGUCUGAUUAUCCUUGUAAGACCCACUUCUGGGUGGUCUGCUUUGAUGUCACAGAAUAA